CUGCUGAAUCGAUCGAUUGAUCGGAGAAAGCGAUACAUAAAAACUAUGACGCAACCGCAAAAGUGAUCACCGAUACGAUAAUCAUACUGAUGUUCGUAAUAUCCGAUUGUGGACGGAUUCAUAAAGUCCCCAUUAGUACGAGUCAAAGAGACACGCGUCAUGCUGAAAGCGCAAACUGUCGCGGCGUUUUACCGAAUGCUUUACAGAAGAAAACUAUUGAAAAAACGAGCAAUAUCGCACAAAAAGCCGCGCAGGAAGCGAAGGCCGCGUCUGAAGCGCAGAACAUCGCUGGUCAGCAAGCAGCGCGUCAAGUGAAGGCUCAACUGGCGGAGAAGGCGGUUCAAGCUGCGAAAGCCGCCGAGGCCGCCUUAUCGGACAAGGAAACGAUGGUCGAACAGCUGCGAGAGGAAGUGAAGGAGGCACGAUCGGUUGUUCGAGAAGAAGCGUCUUCCCUGGAACAAGCGCAGGUUAACAUCAACGCCGCGGUCCAAGCGGCACGGCAGUCACAAGAUCAGCUCAAGACAUUGACGAAUGCAGUACGUACAGCCAAAUCGAAUGCGGCGAACGCGCAAGCAGUCGCCAACGGGGCACAGAAAUCGCUGCGAGAAAAAGAGGAAUUACUGGAAGCGGCCAAGAGGCGAGUGGACGAGUUAUCAAAUCAAUUACUAAGUGCUCGACAGGAUCUUGCAAACACGAAUCGCGCAGCGGCCAAAGCCAAUGCUGCUGCACAUGAGGCGAAGGCGAAUGCUGCUAGGAAUAAAAGAAGACUAGCACAUCUCAGAAAGAUGCGUGCGACGCGACUGGGUGUAGCACGAACUUCCUCUUAAGACACACACACACACUUGUCACAAUUCUCACCAAAUUAUGUCAAAUUAUGUUACUAGCGAGAUUAGCAAAUUCGUCGUACGUUCUUAAAAAUAAUAACAUUAAUAAUAACAACAAUUAUUACAACAAUUACACAAUUAUACAACAUAUGAUAUUGCCAACAAUGUUAAUAUAAGGGUGAUCCGAUUAAUUUCUCUCCUUUGUUCUUUAUUUCAUAUUCUUGAUCAAUAUUUACCGUAUAUAUUUUUGCAGUGUAAAUUCCAUUAAUACAUGAUCGUAAUCGUGAUUCACGCGACAUAGCAAAUGUAAAUAUCAUGAUAUUUUUAGUCAGCGCUGCAGAAAUUUGCACAUAAUUUGCAGGAAGAAGAACUGACCUUAUGCACGGAAACAAAUACAUCUUGAUUUAAAAUACAAUAUUUUUCUCCAUUUAUAUUUGUAAUUAAUUAAUAAUUUCGGAAAACGUACAUUUAUGAUGAUGUUACAAAUACUAAAUGAAACAAAAAUAAUAAAAUCAUUGUCGAAGAAAGUUACAAUUGUCUCUCGAUGAGAAAAGAUGAGUCAAAUUUUUUAUUAUUUUUCUUAAUAAUUUUUAACGUAACAUUGUAUACGCGCUGACAUUUACAUUGAAAUCGUGAUAUACAUAUAUAUUCAGUUCACCAAGUGAAGCGAGCGUCACGCUUCGGUUAUCGCUUGCCUUUCUAGAACGCCGCAAAUGCAUCUCGUCCGCACCUUUGUCCAUAUGUUGCAAUAUCACAAACGCAAUAGAAUUGCGUACUCGUUAUCUAAUUUUAAAAAAAGCGCAAAAAAACUAUUUGAAUUAUCGAUGCUCGUACUUUGAACGAUAAUAACGAGUC
Vollenhovia emeryi is the source of this 1679-nucleotide messenger RNA. RefSeq lists its product as uncharacterized. The transcript is spliced from 5 exons. The record is from RefSeq and is a predicted model, not a curated record. NCBI's taxonomy places the organism in Eukaryota, Metazoa, Arthropoda, Insecta, Hymenoptera, Formicidae. Bases 90 to 827 code for a protein of 245 amino acids.